AUGACUAUAGUUAGUCACUUGCAGUCCCGUUCAUCAGUUCCCCCUGCAAUGCUCCAAGACCUCACAAAAUCUAUCACCAAGACUGGUGACUAUCCUGUUACCCAUGGCGGAUUUGGAGAGAUAUGGAAAUGUUCUUAUCAAGUGGAUUGGGGACUGAUCGCGGUUGCAGUGAAAUCAUUGCUAGUGUACGCCUCUGAUCAACUUGGGGAAGCAAUGGAAAAAAUGACCAAAGUGGGUACAUUGAUGGAAAACCAUCACAACAUUCUGUCCGUGUAUGGCUACACAUACAGCUUUGGCUCGUUCAUGGCAAUAGUCAGCCCUUGGGCAGAGAACGGUAAUCUGACAACCUAUUUGGAUCUGGAAGAUGGUCAUCUCACCAUGGUCAGACGAUUCCAGAUCCUCCGAGAUAUUACUGAAGGCCUUCUUGAGCGUCUCUCUGGCUUCCUGGACCUCGACUCUCCACGGAACUUUCGGUGGAUGGCUCUAGAGCUACUUGGAGAGCCGGAUGAUGAAUUGCCAAUACGACCAAGCAAGUGCAGCGAUGUCUAUUCCUUUGGCGGUAUCAUGCUACAGGUCCUGACCGGCAGACCUCCCUACUAUUAUCUAAGUGAAGCUGCGGUCAUUCAACGCAUAGGCAGUGGUGUCAAGCCUUUGCGAUCACGUUAUCCUGUGUUCUCUGACAAGUACUGGUAUUUCAUUGAAGAAUGUUGGUCAACCGUACCUCAGGAUCGUCCGUUGGCCGAGAGAGUUGUCAGGGCGAUCGGGGACGAACAGGACUUGCUAUCCCACUCUUAA
This is a messenger RNA of Suillus subaureus, 795 nucleotides long. RefSeq names its product kinase-like domain-containing protein. Gene Ontology annotation, molecular function: ATP binding; protein kinase activity. The transcript is spliced from 6 exons. NCBI's taxonomy places the organism in Eukaryota, Fungi, Basidiomycota, Agaricomycetes, Boletales, Suillaceae. Gene Ontology annotation, biological process: protein phosphorylation. The record is from RefSeq and is a predicted model, not a curated record. Bases 1 to 795 code for a protein of 264 amino acids.